AUGUCGUAUGCAAUUGAGACCAAGAAGCGCAAGUUUGACCGCAUCCUCGAGGCCCUAACCGAUGGCGCCGCCUCUACUCCUCCCUCGGCUCCCGCCUCGCCCUCGCGCUCUUCGAUCAACGCCUCGACCACCUCAAUUUCUCUUUAUGCUGCCUCUGACUCCUCCAAGCGACGUCGCAUAACCCCCACCUCCAAAACCACCGCACCGUCCACCUCCCCGCCGGUCACGCUGAGCGGCCACUAUCUCCCAUCAAGCCGAGCUGCCUUUCUUCAACGACUGGAGACAUUUCGGCAUGUGACCCAAUGGCAUAUCCCAUCUACCGAUCCCAUCAACGCUGCAGCAUGGGCGAAAAGAGGCUGGACUUGCGUCGACACAGAUACAGUAGCAUGUGGUGUUUGCAAGGAGAGGCUGUACAUUGACCUGGAUGUCGACAAGGAGCUACUCAAGUCCUCGGAGAAGGAGGGCGACGAAGGUGCUGAUGAGGAAGCAGAUGCGGACGACGAAGACAGCUUCGCUAUCUCAUCCGAGAUUUACGACAACAUUGUCAAAAGAUACCAGGACAUGAUUGUCACCGCUCAUGCAGAAAGUUGUCUCUGGCGAAAGCGAGGGUGUGACGCAUCAAUUCAGCGCAUCGAAGGUCUCUUGAACACCACCUUGGCCCUUUCCGGACUCAGAACUCGCUACGACAGUCUUGCCAGUCACUUAGAUGAAAUACCCCAAGUGGAGCCUCUGCCUUUGGCCUCCGCUGCGAAUCCUCACGAGUUGGAUCGAUUCCGACUCGGUGGGCAAGAAAGACCUCACGUCGACACGCUUAGACUGGCAGUCUGUGGCUGGGCCAGGAAAUGUGACGAUGUCAUUGAAUGCCGUCACUGCUUCCGCUCACUGGGUCUCUGGUUAUAUCGCGGCGAAUCACCUGCGAUUGAGAAAUUGGAUGCCAUAGACAACCACUUGGAAUAUUGCCCCUGGCGGUCCGCCGAGGCUCAAGACACCGAAAUACAAACGGGGCACAGCAGGACCACUACGGGCGAGCAAAUUGCGCCGAAGAAAGAACGAGUGCCAGGUUGGGUCCUGGUGUAUCAAGCGAUUGCAAAGGACAACCGACAGAAAAGUGCAUCAGCCGGAACGCUGUCAACUGCAGCCUCCGAGACCUUCUUGAGCGAAAAUGCCAGCGAAUCCACGACGCCCGAACAGCGUGAGAAGAGAAUGAAAGACUUACUACGGAGGAUCAAGGAGAUUAAGAAACCGUUCAACGUCAAAGCCCUCCUAAAGCGCAAGGACAAACCCAAGGCUUAA
This is a messenger RNA of Fonsecaea multimorphosa CBS 102226, 1293 nucleotides long. RefSeq lists its product as uncharacterized. Gene Ontology annotation, cellular component: nucleus. NCBI's taxonomy places the organism in Eukaryota, Fungi, Ascomycota, Eurotiomycetes, Chaetothyriales, Herpotrichiellaceae. The record is from RefSeq and is a predicted model, not a curated record. Bases 1 to 1293 code for a protein of 430 amino acids. Gene Ontology annotation, molecular function: zinc ion binding. The transcript has a single exon.